This is a messenger RNA of Choloepus didactylus (southern two-toed sloth), 777 nucleotides long. RefSeq names its product butyrophilin subfamily 2 member A2-like. The record is from RefSeq and is a predicted model, not a curated record. The transcript has 4 exons. Bases 1 to 777 code for a protein of 258 amino acids. Lineage: Eukaryota; Metazoa; Chordata; Mammalia; Pilosa; Megalonychidae.
AUGUUUUCCUUUUUGAUGGCCGUUAACAUACUUCUACUCGUUCACGGUGCAGUGUCUAUGGAAGAGUUACAGGCUCACCCUUUCACCGAUGUUACCCUCUCCUGCUCUUUCUCCUUUGUGAAAGGAACAGAAAAUCUUGAGUUUUCUUGGGAAAGAGAAGACAUCAAAGAGGAAUAUGAGGUAGAGGAUGAAAAGGAAUAUUACCGCUUUUACAGGCACUAUGAUUUUUUUGAAGAUUUCUCAAAGUUGGUGUACCAGUUUCGCAAUAACACAGAGCAACUAGAGGACCAAAACUCCUUGUAUGAGGGAAGAGUCUCUGUGGAUCGGGCUGAAGUUUCUAAGGGGACUCUAUCGCUUUUACUAAGAAAUGUGGAUUUCAUGGAUGAAGCUAUCUACAAGUGCUCAGCCAUCACACCAUAUGGAAGAGGUGAAAGUACAAUUAAGCUAAUAGUAGAAGACUCUGAAAUGCCCGAGGUGCAGUAUGAUAGGAUUGAUGAUGAGGAUGUGGCCACGUGUGUCUCUAAGGGCUGGUACUUCACACCCAAUGUGACCUGGCUGGACCGGGCCGAGAGGGACCUGAGCAACCACAGUACCGUGGAGGUCCUGGAGCAGCAGAUGAACGGCAUCUUCAGGGUGUUCUCCAUCCUGAAAUACCCUGUCAAGUUAUAUGAGGAAUAUGUCUGCAGCAUAACAGAGACAGAUGAGAACAACCAACCAUUCAGAAUCAUCCGCAAGUUCCCGAAGAAGAAGUAUCCACGAACAUAUGACUACUAUUAG